AUGUGCACCCGCAAAUUGCUCCCGAUAGGGAAUUCUUUGUUGUCAGGAAGGGCCUUUCAGCCAACUAAUAAGGCGUCAAUCACAUUCAUGACAUACAACAUCUUAUCGCCUCACUACAUGUGGCCCCAGGUGUAUACAUAUGUCCCUGAAAAAUACAAGGAUUGGUCCUAUCGUCAUAAGCUGUUGGAAAGGGAGUUGCUGAAUUUAUAUCGAGCGGAUAUAAUGUGCGUGCAAGAACUGACGGGGAAGGAUUAUGAGAAUUUCUGGAAGCCCCGUUUUCAGCGAAAAUUGAAUUACGGUAGCAGCUUCAUAGCGAAAACGCCGCCCAAAUAUUGGACUCGAUCGCAAGAUGAGAUGGAUGGUGUUGGUAUAUUCUACAAUUUGGCCAAAUUUGAGCAUAUCUCGACGGCGAGCAUUUAUCUGAACGACUUGGUAGGACUUUUCAACCUGAGUGAGCUAAAUUACUUGAAAACUACCCAGAUAACGCUCACUGAUGGCGCCGGGGAAGUGGUCGGUAAAGACAGUUUGUUAAACGUGCUGCAUGGCAGAAAUCAGGUGAGUCUGUUUGUCUCGUUAAUGCACAAGGAGUCCCGUACUUUGUUUGUGGUUAUCAAUACACACCUGUACUGGAAAUACGACGAGGUUAAACUUUGUCAAUGCCUCACAAUCAUGCGUAAAUUGCAUAGGGUGAUAAAACAGCUGCUCAUGGGUAGAGAGGGGGCUACGUACUCUCGCGUCAAGAUUCUGUUCGCGGGCGAUCUAAACUCACCGCCGGACUCACCCGUAAUCAAAUUUCUAAAAGGAGAAGGCGUCCAGCGCUCAAACCUCAGUCUCAUCAACCCGCUGCGACCUUAUUUGAAUCACUACAUCUACCAGGACACAUCCGCUCAAUUAUUCCAACAUACGUGCUACUCAGGGAAGCUGAAGGGUAUUUUUGACUACAUAUGGUACCAUGACUGCGAUUUCCGCCUGAAAAAGAUCCUCAGCGGUACCGAAGUAUCACAGGAAUUAGAACUGCUCAAAGAGUUUGGCCUUCCCAACAAGGAUCAUCCUAGCGAUCACAUUCCAGUGCUCACCGAACUUGAAAUUUUGGAGUAG
This is a messenger RNA of Lachancea dasiensis, 1098 nucleotides long. Lineage: Eukaryota; Fungi; Ascomycota; Saccharomycetes; Saccharomycetales; Saccharomycetaceae. The record is from the annotation of a GenBank genome assembly.